Molecule: messenger RNA, 3480 nt
Organism: Monosiga brevicollis MX1
Lineage: Eukaryota; Choanoflagellata; Craspedida; Salpingoecidae
Exons: 28
Coding region: 1-3480 (1159 amino acids)
Biological process (GO): transcription initiation at RNA polymerase II promoter
Cellular component (GO): transcription factor TFIID complex
Molecular function (GO): transcription cis-regulatory region binding; chromatin binding; RNA polymerase II general transcription initiation factor activity
Source: RefSeq, a predicted model, not a curated record
AUGCAGGGCUCGACCACGCUGACUUUGGUCGGAUCUGACACCACAGCGCCCUCCAACCUAUCCAUCAUCGAUGGCUCCCGCCUCUUCUUGAACGUGGGCCCAACCGUGCGCAUCGCUCGGGUCCUCGUCAACAACGAGCCCGCCAAGUACACAACCGAAUUCCCUCUGGUCCGCCUGUUUCCCGAAUCAAGCGACCGAGUGCCCGCUGCACAAAUUCAGAGCGCUUAUGGUGCUCGUGCAAAACAAGCCCAGGCUGGCGAACUCUGCAUCACCCUGCCCAAAGCCCCCAGCCCAGGUACCAUGCCCAUCCCAACGCCCCAUCUUGCACACCUAGCCAGUCGUGGCCCCGGCAUCGCUCUCUCUCUCCCCUGCCAUCGCCCCAUCACGCAUGGACCUUCACUUCCGGACCUCACCUGCCCAGCUGAAACCAUCACUGUGACCGUACUCUUUGGUUUGACCGACGACAAUCCGGCCUUGACCUUUGCCUCCAACGGAGCCACUGACAACCCUGCUCACUCCGUUUACACCUCGGGCCAGGCCAAGGACUGGCUACCUUGUUUGCUGCGCCCUGAUGCGCGCUGCAGCUGGCGCUUCGCCCUGUCUGUGCCCAACACGACCAACCUCCGAGCCAUCACGCUGGGCGAGCUGCAAACGGAGAGCCAGCUCUUGUCCAAAACCGACCCCACCCGUGCCGUCUUUGAGUACUACAUGAGCGAUAAAGGUGACGGUGGCGCCUCGGCAUGGUCCAUUGGCUUUUACGUCGGAGUCCUGACUAGCUUGGAGCUCGAAAGCGGCAUGGCCUGGAGCCACCCAGAUCUUACCAAUCUCCUUCCGUCCACAUGCCGUUGCAUGGACCGAAUUGCCGAUCUCGCUUCAACGGGCCAAACUAUUGCCAUCCCCAUACCGCAUGAGCAUUACAACAUUGUAUUUGCUGAUCAAGUGCCCCUCAACAUGCUCUCCUAUUCCUGUCUCACCAUCAUCAGCAAUGAGCUUCUUUACUCGGACGGCAUCAUCGAUGCUGCCUUUGUCACCCCCUUGCAGCUAGCUGAAGCCUACGCUCGCCAACUCUACAAUCACUAUCUCGCCCCCGCCGGCAGCGACCACAUGUGGCUCUCCGAGGGAUUGGUCCACCACUUUGUGGCCAAAUUCCGCGCUCAAUUCUAUGGCAUUAAUGAAGCCACUUAUGACUUGCACAAGACGCUGCAACGGGUCUGCGAGUUUGAUGACAGUUACCCUGCCCUCAUGUCAGACGAGUACCACCUCUUCUUCAGCCGUUACGACGACUUUUUGCGCCUCAAGUCACGCCUUGUCAUGAACUUUAUCGAGAGCGAGCUUGGCAUGGAAAACUUGGCCGAGUUUAUCCAAACGCAACUCUCGGCCGCCGAUGAAGCGGACACCUUUAACGUGAACAACCACUUGCUGGUCGCCAAGGAGUUUUUUGCGACGGCAUACUCCUCGUAUAAUCGCGAGUUGACAAGAGUGACGGCCCGCCUACUGGAAGCCAAGCGGCUUCCACGGCUCAAAGUCAACUAUGAGUGGAUUCAGCCGAGCAAAAUUCGCAUCACUGUCGAACAAGAACCGCCCUUCCUCGAGAUGCCUCUUCACAUCGGCGUACAAUCGGUUGAGUGUUACGAAGUGCAUAAAAUCAACAUGAGUGGACCCAAACAUGAAGCCAUCUUCAAUGUCAUCGGCACGCACCGCUCGGCUCGCCGCAAAAAGAUCAAGCUGCGAACCAACGACGAAGUCGAUGUGCUGCUCGACCAUCGCAGAGUCUUAGCCAUCUCACCUGGCAUGGGCGUCAAUAGCACCAAGAGCACUAUCAUGUGGGUGCAGGCAGAUGUCAACAUGAAAUGGAUGGCCCGCGUUGAGAUGAAGCAGGAAUGGUGGGCCUGGGGCUAUGCUGCCGAGCAUGAGCGCCAUGUUGGCUGGCAGGUGGAUGCUAUUCAUGCGCUGCGGCAAUUCAAGGACAAAGAUGCCAUCAAAUUGCUGGAUGAGAUUGCUGCCAACGAACGCUACUAUCACCGGGCUCGCCGCCAAGCCAUCCUUUCACUGGCCCAGAUGAGUGAUGCGCCCGUCAAGGAGCGCUUUCAGUACCUUGUCAAGUAUCUGCGGAAGCGUUAUUGUGCGCCGCCGUCAAUGGAGCUUAUUCGGGCCGGCAAGACGGAGAUUCCAGUCAUUCCCAUGGAAAAUGACUUUAAAGACAUCCGCAACUACCUCGUCCUUCGGCUCGUUGAGACGCCAAACAAGACUUGCGAAGACGCCCUGCAAGUAUUGAUUGAUAUGUUGCAAUACUCCGACAACUCGGACAACAUGUUUGACGACGGCGAGUACCGUGCCGAAAUCAUCAACGCCAUGGUCAACGUUUUAUUACGGUCCUGGCGUAUGCCCAGCGGCAGUCGUAUCAUGACCGAGGAGCAAUUGUGCGAGAAAACCGAGACGGUGAUUCAGUUACUCGUGCACCAGCUGAGCUAUGACACCGUCGAUCCGUCUUACAACCAGCCUGUUACUGCGCGGUGUUUGAAAUGCCUCAAGCUACUGAUGUUGUCCGGUCUGUUGCAAAGUGAUGACUCCAUUUUUGAAGCAUAUCUCAAACACCCCAAUCCGCUCAACGUGCGCUUGGAAGCAGCCAAGUCAUCCUUUUGGCCCCUGCCUUCAGAAAAGCUCGACGCAUUCAUGGACUUUUGUCUUUCAACGGAUCGGGCGCUGCGGCUCGAGUUACUUGUCUGGCUGCAAGAGCGUGUGCCAAAGCUGAAGACGGAUACGUUGUUGCCCCUGCUCAAGCUCUUGUGGCGCCACCAACAAGAGUUGCCCUGUGUAGAUGAGCAUUGGCGCCUUGCCUUGCUGCGUGUGUACACUGCUGUCGACGAACGUGCUCAACAGGAAGUUCCAAACAAAGCGAUUAUUGGGCAAGCUCGCUCGUCCGAAGGCCUGCCGCCCACCAAACUGGCCAAAACGCACAUGCGCAUGAACACGACCAAGCCACCCUUGCCUCCAAAGCCGAGCACCCUCAAUAUUCGCCCUUUGUCCAAGGAUGGUGCCGGUCCGUCGGGCAGAACGGGCAUGCCGGAAAAGGCCCCCGAGACCCCGACUCUUCUGCGCAAUGCUAAAAAAGCCAAGCAGCAACUUCGCGAGUCGACCAUCUCGUCCGCUUCCAUGAUGCCAUCGUUGGGAAGCAGCCUCAAGCAAGACGCACACGCAGCCCCGCGAGCCAAGAGCACCGUGGCUGGCGGGAGCAGCAGCGUGAGCGGUAGUGCCUCCGCCGUCUCCAAGUUCCUCGACGCGCCGCAGGCUAAACCAAGCGAGCGCAAGGAUGCACCGCCUCGGCUGACCAUGAAGCUGAACGUGCCGGGCAGUGCUCGACAACCUUCAGAAACGGUUCCCAAGACCGCUGCAGCCAGCCCGGCCACGAGUCGACCCACACCUCCCACGGCGCCAGCUUAUGCUGACGAUGACAGCGAUGAGGGCGAUGCGCCGUUUUGA